Molecule: messenger RNA, 610 nt
Organism: Haliaeetus leucocephalus (bald eagle)
Lineage: Eukaryota; Metazoa; Chordata; Aves; Accipitriformes; Accipitridae
Product: histidine-rich glycoprotein-like
Exons: 1
Source: RefSeq, a predicted model, not a curated record
AUGCAUGCUUGUGAGCACAAGCACAUGCACUAUCAUGAGCACACACAUGUUCACAACCCUGUGCACACUCAUGAGCACAAGCAUGUGCACUAUCACGAGCACGUGCAUGUUCACAACCCUGCUCACCCUCAUGAGCACAAGCACAUGCACUAUCAUGAGCACACACAUGUUCACAACCCUGUGCACACUCAUGAGCACAAGCACGUGCGCUAUCGCGAGCACACGUGCAUUCACACCCCUGCUCACCCUCGUGAGCACAAGCACGUGCACAAUCACCAGCAUAAGCGCGUUCACAACCCCAUGAACACUUGUGAGCACAAGCAUGUGCACUAUCACGAGCACGUGCACGUUCACAACCCUGCUUACCCUUGUGAGCACAAGCACGUGCACUGUCGUGAGCACAUGCAUGUUCACAACCCUGCUCACCCUCGUGAGCACAAGCACGUGCACUAUCGCGAGCACACGAGUGUUCACACCCCUGCGCACGCUCGUGAGCACAAGCACGUGCGCUACCGCGAGCACACGCGCGUUCGCACCCCCGCUCACCCUCGUGAGCACAAGCAUGUGCACUAUCACCAGCAUAAGCACGUUCACAACCCUGCUUACCCUU